Acytostelium subglobosum LB1 is the source of this 4488-nucleotide messenger RNA. RefSeq lists its product as hypothetical. Lineage: Eukaryota; Evosea; Eumycetozoa; Acytosteliales; Acytosteliaceae. Gene Ontology annotation, molecular function: ATP binding; protein kinase activity. The transcript is spliced from 7 exons. Gene Ontology annotation, biological process: protein phosphorylation. The record is from RefSeq and is a predicted model, not a curated record. Bases 1 to 4488 code for a protein of 1495 amino acids.
AUGUUAAACACAAGUAACACCAGUAAUGGUGGCACAUCGCAACCAUUCGAUGUUAUCAAACCAGACAGAUAUCUAUAUGAUGUAAUACUAAAGAAUGAUGGUCUACAACAUUAUAUACAUUCAAACUUUGGAUUCUAUUGUGGCUCAGUGGAUGAUUCAAAGCAUAAGGAGGGCAAGGGUAUAUUCUUGUAUCCAACAUCAACUUAUAUUGGUAAUUGGAAGGAUGAUCAUAGGUAUGGUGAUGGUGUAUUGGUUGUGAAUGAUGGCUAUCGCAAACAUAUAGACGCGAGCGUGGUCACACCACCAUCACUGGCCAUACAACCAUUGGUCACGCCAUUCAAAUCAAUGCAACAACUUCAACAGCAGGCACAACAGAACCAGGCUCUGCUGGAAAAUGGCGCCACAAUCAUUGGCGGCGCAGGCAACACUUCAUAUUCAACGCUGGCCAAGAUCAACGCAUCGUUUGACGCCGUGGAGAAGGUGAUGGGGGACGUGGCCGCGCCCACUUACCAAGCCAGCCACGACUACUACUCGGGCAAGUGGCUCAGCAGCAAGGCCAACGGCAUUGGCUUCUUCCACUUUGCCAAGGAUCACUCGGUGCACGAGGACUUUUGGCGCAAUGGCGUGGCCAUUCGCUACAUCAAUCAGAAUCAGCUGCAGUCGAUACAGGCCGAUGGCUCGGUUCAGUUCUCAUCGAACGAGGAGCUCAAGAAGAUGCUCGAGGAUUGGAAGAAGGUGGUGGGCAGCGACGACGACUUCCCCAUGUCCAAGCCCUAUCUUGGCUCCAUGUUGGCGUCACAACACGAGAUGCCCAUGUCGCCAUCACUGUUCAAUGGUAUGGCGAAUGCUUCUGCUGUCGUGGGCGAGGAGAAGCCGGGCAAGCCAGGCAAGUCACCCCUAGGCAAGGAUCAGUCAAGUCCAAUGUCAUCACCAAUGUCACCAAAUAUAAUCAAUGGCGAGCAACUCAAAGCUCAGCAGACACAGCAACAGCAGCAACAGCAACAGCAGCCAGUGACAGUGCCACAGUCAUAUAGCUCGCCGGCCACCCCGGGUGGCUCGCCACACACGACCAAACAAUCAUUUGGCGUGAUCACAUCGUCCUACCUCAAGAAUCGCAUUGAGAAUGAGGAGAAGUUCUUCAUCUCACUCAUUAUGUUCAUCUCGAAAUGGGAGCUGCCGCUGGUGUCUACGCAGCCCUCGUCGCCUGGCAGUGGCAACCCCGCACCCUCGUCCAACGCGUCACCCAACUCCAACUUCAUCAUUGUGGUGCCAGACACAGACUCGGCCACAUUCCUGCCGCUGUCCACGCUGGUGAUGCAGUGCAACAUCAUGGAGAAGAUGAUUCGUCGAUUGCUCGUCGACCCCGAGACCAGAACCACUCUCAAUCACCACGUGCAUCAGCAACAUAUCAUGCCAGGCGGCGAGAAUCACAUCGUUGCCAGUCUGUCCACUGCGUCUACGACAAGAGAUGAGCGCGAACUAUACAAACUGAUACCAUUCUGUCUGGACGUCGAUGUCACGGAUGAGUUGAACGGCAUUAGUCGAUACAACAUCGAGCCGAUCGUGUCCACGAUGAAAAUGUUCACCAAGCCCCUCACAGACACUGUGGCCGUGCCCGACUUCCUCGUGCACUACAUCUGCGACAUUGUCUCGGCCUUCAAAAAAGACAAGCCAUUCGAGAUGUACUUCCUCAACAAUCGAUUCAUGGUCGUCCAGGAGCAGUUCCUUCAAAUAGUCAACAAGCUCGAGGCCAUCAAUGAGUCGCUCAACACGAACGUCUCUAUACCGUCUGAUGGUGUCGCGACACCACCCCAGCAACAACAGGUAUCAAGCCCAAUCACACCGACCAAGCCAUCGGCUGUCGCGUCCAAGCAAGUGGCAUCACCCCUCAAGGGCUCGCCAACAGUCAGCUCAAGAGGUGUGCUGACCAAUCCCAAUGGAGGAAUCGCCAACAAGACAAACACGACCGUCACAGGCAUGGGCACGACAAACACUGGCACAGGCACGAGCACGACGAUGACUACAGUGGGGGGCAAGGUGAUCAGUUCAGCGCGAACCAACUCGGCAGGCUCCACUACAACCCUGGGCGUGGCAUCACCACAAUCAAUGCUCAAGAAACAGACGACCAUUGAGAACAUUCAUCAGUUCAACAUCAACGAGCAGCAGAAGAAGGCCAAUAGCAUGGACACUUCACAGCGACGCCAAUCGAUACACAGAAACACGUUGGACUUUGUAUAUCAGCUGUUCUGCUCGUCGUUCAUCAUGCCCACGUCGCUCGAGGACUCUGUCCAACUUCUCAACUCGAUCACCACGAGCAUCAGCGCCGUCAAGAAGACCAUGCUGAAGAAGGUGCAGUUGUUCAAGGAGGCGUCGGUUGCCGAGAGCAUCUCGUCCAAGUCACUGACAUCGAAGCACUGUCAGGAGUACCUCAAGUCGAAGCAGGCGUCCGUGCAAGCAUUCGUCGAUACACAAGAGCGAGAGAUAGCAUUGUUUGAUCAUACUUCUCUCAUCUGUGAUAAGCUCUGUAAAAUACUAUUCAAACAACUGCUCAACAUCACGAUCAAGCGUCUCACCCUGGCAUCCACAUUCAUCCAGCGCAUGCGCAAGCAGAAGGAGUCCUCCGGCGACCCCCUCCUCACCCUCGACUACAUUGUCAAGUUCAUCAAGCACAUCUACAACAUCUCGUCCAAGAUCCUCACAGUGUGUAGCGCUCAAGUGCUCCAGAACGAGAAAGACAUUGUAAAUUGUAUAAAGUCAUUCAUGUAUGAUCAGAACGAUUUGUUCUCUUUGAUACCACCAAAGUCAUCGGCGGCUAUGGCUGCAGUGGCAGCUUCCAAUACCACGCCAGAGAAGUCAUCCGCAUCACCGGCCAACACAUCAUUCAGUUUGAAUGGACUGAUGGGUAUGCUGUCCACUGGUGUCAGGAGUCUGGACUUCUUCACAAUCAGUGAGCCGAAUGGCGCCAACGAGACUGCGACACCUCCACUCAUUGCCAACAACAAGGCAAUGUUGCCAUCUCCAUUGUCCUACAGCCAAGACAAUCUGAACACAAACAUCUCUAUCAUAUCACCUCUAAACAAACUUUCAUAUGACAUUGCUCAGGGCAACUACCAUCUUAUACCAAUAUUGUCGACUUGUGGCGAUGAAAUGACAGUGAUGUACCUCACCAAUGUGUUGGCGGACACUAGAACCAGCCUCAAGGAAAAGUCAAACGACUCCAUCCACUACCUGAUCAAUGUAUUGAUCCAAACGACAAUCACAUGCACCUUCAAGUCCUACCGAUGCGAGGUGUUCAAGACCAUCGCACCACUUGUCAAGAUAUACAAACCAAAGGACGACCUAUUCCAAAAGAUAAAGGAGUUCCUCAAGACACUCUUGGAUCUUUGUGUAAAGGAUGAUUCAUUCUCAUUCGCGCCACACUUUGUAAUGUUCUUGGCCAAUAUCUGUGAUGACCUUUCAGUCAAGUCAAAGAAGGAGUUUACAGACAUCUUCUCGAUCCAAUUCUUCAUCGACAUCAUGGAGAGAGCCAACGCAAAGAGUGGAGCACCAGGCGCCGACAUCCUUCGCGCUCAUGCCGCACAGAUAUUGAUAUACCUUUCAAAGUCAUCACACGACAACUUGGCCAUCAUCAAGAAUCGUGGAGGUCUUGGCAUUAUAUUGGAGCUCUGCAAGUUGGGACAGGUGUUCUCUCACACAAAGAUCGACGAGGGAGACUUGUCAAUUGCUGAGGUGUUGGGUGCUGGUGCACUUGCCAAGGUUCAUAGAGGACUGUGGAAUGGCAAAGAGGUUGCCAUUAAGAUAUUCAACGAGGGCAGCUACUCAUUCCGUCUAGAGGAUUUCCUGAAAGAGGUGGCAAUCAUGGGUCUCAUCAACCAUCCCAAUCUCCUAAAGUUGGAAGGAGCCUGUAUUAUACCAAGGAACAUGGAUUCAACCUUUAUGAUCGUCACUGAAAUAAUGCACAAGGGUACCUUGUGGGACGUCGUGAAGAAGAGUCAUCCACUUCCAUUGAUGACCAUUAUUAGACAUGCGCUGUCUGUGGCCAGGGGACUGGCCUAUCUUCACUCAAUUGAUAUGAUCCAUCGUGAUAUCAAGGCGGCCAACAUCCUGGUCGACAAGAAUGACUUUGCAAAGGUUGGCGACUUUGGAUUGAGUCGUGUCAUUAGCAACAUCAAUAUGACUGCAGUGGCAGGUACACCAAAGUGGGAGGCACCAGAGUGUUUGGCGGGAGAGCAGUACACGUCAGCGGCAGAUGUCUACAGUUUUGGAAUGAUGAUGUAUGAGAUGGUCACUGGUGAGGAGCCCUACCCUGAGAUCCAGACCAUUGUAGAGCUGGUCAGGACUGUCUACGAGAAGAAGCAGAAGCCCAAGAUCCCCAGCUUUGUCAAUCACAGUAUGUCAUCACUCAUCAAGGACUGUCUGAGGUCACAGAAGAAGAGACCAACAAUGGCCCAGAUCAUUCAAAAGUUGGAAGAGGCUGGAGACAAAUAA